AUGUUCUCCAACGCGCUCAAGUCCAUCUCCGCUACAAACAUCACAGGCAACUACACAAUCUCUCCCAACGCAACCUCGACGGCCGGCCCGUGGCGCAUCUACGAUGCCAAGAAGAAGUCGACCGGCAAGCCUUAUAGCGUCUUCGUCUUUGACAAGAAGUCGCUCGAUGCCCAGGGCAACGCUCUGGGCCGCUCCGGCGCCAGCUCCUUCAAGAAAACAGUCGAGGAGGUUGUCGAGCGGCUGAAAAAGGAAGCUUCCAGUCUAGCCAAGCUGCGGCAUCCCAACAUCCUCGAGCUCGUCGAGCCGGUCGAGGAAACACGAGGCGGCGGCCUGCAGUUUGUGACGGAGCCCGUCACGGCGUCGCUGGCCAGCCUUUUGCAGGAAAAAGACGAGCAGGAACGGUCCGGCGGCCCGGGGGGGCGCUCCAGCCGCUAUGUCACCGAGGACGCGGACGGCGUGCGGCGGCGGAGGGAGCUGGAGAUUGAUGAGCUCGAGAUCCAAAAGGGUCUCUUGCAAAUCAGCAAGGCUCUCGAAUUCUUCCACGAGAACGCCGGUCUUGUUCAUGGCAAUCUCACGCCCGAGGCUAUUCUCAUCAACGCCAAGUCGGAUUGGAAGAUGAGCGGGCUUUCCUUCUGCAGUCCUGUAGACGGCUCCAAUAAGCCAACCUCGAUACAAGGCAUCAGCCUCCAUGAAGUUCUCAACCUCGACCCUCGGCUACCCAAAUACGUCCAACUAAACCUCGACUACACAUCCCCCGACUUUGUCAUGGACAACAACCUGACAUCCUCCGCCGACAUGUUCUCUCUGGGCUUGCUCGCCGUGGCCUUGUACAACUCCCCGCACCGAUCGCCCCUCGAGAGCCACGGCAGCAUUUCCACGUACAAGCGCCUCUUCUCCUCAUCGGCCACUGUUCCCUCUGGGUCCAACGGCUUCCUGAGCUCGCGCCCGCUGCCAAAGGAACUCGCCAACCAUGUGCUGCCGCGCUUGAUUACGCGGCGGCCCGCGCAGCGCAUGACGGCGCGCGAAUUUCAAGAGAGCGAAUAUUUUGACAACAUCCUCGUGUCGACCAUUCGGUUCCUUGACUCCUUUCCGGCCAAGACGCCGAAUGAAAAGUCACAAUUCUUGCGCGGGUUGAACAAGGUGCUACCUUCGUUUCCCAAAUCCGUCAUGGAGAAGAAGAUUCUGCCCGCCCUUUUAGACGAGCUCAAGGACAAAGAUUUGCUGUCUCUCAUUCUUCAAAAUGUCUUCAAAAUUGUCGACCUACUUCCCUCGGCGCGUCGGGCUUUUGGCGAGCGUGUUCGUCCAGCGCUCAAAGAGAUAUUUGUCACCAACGCAAAACAAGCACAAGAAAAGGACGGCGCUCGAGAUGCUGGCCUCAUGGUGUUUCUGGAGAAUUUGGCCUCGGCGGCCAACAACUGUAAUGGCAAAGAAUUCAAAGACGCUGGAUCAGAUAUCCUGCCUGUCGUUGUUGCUGCCAUUGAAUGUCCUACACCUUCAAUAGUCGACGCAGCUCUGCGCAGUCUCCCAGUCGUCCUACCGGCGCUCGACUUUAGCACCAUCAAGAAUGAGUUGUUCCCCAUCGUCGCCGCCGUUUUCAGCAAGACCACGAGCUUGGCAAUCAAGGUCCGCGGUCUGCAGUCGUUUGUUGUUCUCUGCGGUGGCUCCAAUGAUUCCUCUGCUGGCGAUGACGGCCUCAGUGGCCUUGCCCAGGAAAAGAAGAAGGCGUCGUCGUCGACCGCGCUGGACAAGUACACAAUGCAAGAAAAGAUAGUGCCUCUCAUCAAGGUCAUCAAGACCAAGGAGCCCGCCGUCAUGAUGGCGUCCCUCGCUGUGCUCAGCAUCGUCGGCGACAUGGCCGACGCUGACUUUGUCGCUAUGGACAUUCUCCCGAUCCUGUGGAGCAUGAGCCUCGGCCCGCUGCUCAACCUCAAGCAGUUCCAGGCGUUUAUGGCCCUCAUCCGGACGCUCUCGCGCCGCGUCGAGGACGAGCAGACACGCAAGCUGCAGGAGCUCGCCGGCACGUCCAACGGCGCGACGGCAGCGCCCAACGAGGACUUUCUCGCCUUUGGCGGCGUCACCGGUACCGCAUUUGACGGCAGCGGAGGCGCGAAUGGUGCCACAGCCGACGACUUUGAGGCCCUUGUCAAGGGCAAGGCCGGCAGCAGUCCCAACCCAGGCAGCAACGGUUUCGCCAGCUGGGACGCGCCUCAGCCUAACCUUGGGGUCGCCGCCGCAGCCAAGUCCCCCGUGAGCCCGCAGACGCCCGCCUUUUCUUGGUCGACAAAUGCGCCCGCCAGCCCAGCUGCCGGUCGCUCGUCCUUCUCACAGCAGCAGCAGGCCGGCUUCCGCACCGUCACGCCAGACUUGGCGCGCUUCGAGCCCAUGGCGCCGUCCUCGACGCAGUACAGCCAGCCGCUGAAGCCCUCGCCGGCGUCUUCCUUUGUACAACCUGCCAGCACAACUUCGCACUCGAUGUCGUCCUCUGUCAAUUGGGCCGCCGCUGCCACCACGGCGAACCCCUGGUCGUCGACCAGCGGCGGCAGCUCUCCCAACUAUGGUAACAUGGGCACCGGCAGCAUGGCGUCGUCCCUGGCUAGCCUGUCCAUGAGCGGGCAGCAGCAGCCGCAUCGUCCGGCGCUACCGACACAAACGUCGUCGUUUUCGCUGCCGCCACCGCCGGGAACUGGUUUCAGUAAACCCACGGCGUUUGGCGGCAUACAGCCCAGCAGCACCUCGGCGUGGGCGAAUAGCGGUAGUGGGAGUAGUAUGGGUGGCAUGAUGGCGCAGCAGCAGCAGCAGCAGAGGACGUUGAGCGGUAGCAGCUUAGGCGGGAUGAAUGCGAGCGGGGCUGUCAAUACCAAUACCAAUACCAAUACGGCAGGGCAGUCCAAGGGUGGACUGUCCAAGUAUCAAAGUCUGAUAUAG
Molecule: messenger RNA, 2925 nt
Organism: Cordyceps militaris CM01
Lineage: Eukaryota; Fungi; Ascomycota; Sordariomycetes; Hypocreales; Cordycipitaceae
Product: protein kinase domain-containing protein ppk32
Exons: 3
Coding region: 1-2925 (974 amino acids)
Biological process (GO): protein phosphorylation
Molecular function (GO): protein kinase activity; ATP binding
Source: RefSeq, a predicted model, not a curated record